Stylophora pistillata is the source of this 2904-nucleotide messenger RNA. RefSeq lists its product as uncharacterized. Gene Ontology annotation, cellular component: nucleus. Lineage: Eukaryota; Metazoa; Cnidaria; Anthozoa; Scleractinia; Pocilloporidae. Gene Ontology annotation, biological process: protein ubiquitination. Gene Ontology annotation, molecular function: protein binding; ubiquitin protein ligase activity. The record is from RefSeq and is a predicted model, not a curated record.
CAUGUAGCCCAUCAUGUACGAAAACACACUGGUGAUGCAACAUGGCUGCCGAUGAGGAUGGAGAUGGAAUCUAUUCUCUUGAAGAAGAGAUUGAAUUAUUAUCAGCUAUUUACAUUCACGAGUUAACAGUGGAAAGAGAAAAGGAGAGACCCACAGCUGUUAGUGUUUUGCUUCAUCCAAGCACAGGAGAUGAAGAGGACAAGCGUUUUGUAUGUCUAACAUUACUUAUUCACCUUCCCAAAAAGUAUCUAUGUGAAUUACCUUCCAUUCACAUCAAGACACCUAGAGGAUUAUCUGAAGCCCAUGUUGAUAGCAUUUUGGCCAACCUUAGGGAACUUGCAGAGGGUUGUCUUGGAAGACCUAUGUUGUAUGAACUUAUUGAGUAUGCUAAGGACAGUUUAACGGACAAUAACAUGCCUAGCUGUGCUUGUGCCAUUUGUCUCUGCCAUUUUCAGGAUACACAUGAAUUUACAAAGACAGAGUGUUACCAUUACUUUCACAGUGGCUGUUUAGCAAGAUACAUCAAAUUUUCUCUCCAACUAGAAAAGGAAACUGAAGAUGACACAAAGGUAGAAUGUCCUAUGUGCCGCAUGGAGAUUGCUUUCAACCUUGAUGAACUGGAGGCUUUUGCUUCUGAUAACGUGGAUGAGGAGAAGUUUGUUUACAAACCCAGUGAAGAAAUUAAGAAACUCCAGAAAGAAAUGACCUCCCUUUAUGAAAAACAGAAGAGAAAAGGAGGAGUGAUUGACUUGGAUAAAGAAAGAAACAGAUAUUUGAUCGAUAUAACGUCGGUUCGUCAGGAGGAGGCAGUACAUGAAAACGAGCCUUGUGCAGGGCCCGAGACCGCAGACAAAGUAAAUACCUCCUCAGCGGAAUUCACUCAAACCAAUUCUCCCGAGCGGGGAGGCGUAGCUAGAGAAACCAGCCAAUUAGAUAACGUUAUCUGUAAAGACAGAUCAGAAGAUAAAAAAGAGUUCUUGAAGCACUCAGGACCCACUCGGACUCGUCAGCGCUCCGACCGAAAAACUAGAAAUCGAUUGGGCGAAGGUAAAUCUGACUAUUACGACAGAAAAAGAAACGAGAAAAAACGCCAAUCAACUAAUAAUAGACCUAACACUGCCGGACAGAGGCUAAACAAAAAAGAAUCUGUAAAACCAUCUGAAAAUCUAGAGGGGGAUUUCGCUCUUUGGAGCGAAGAUAAAUCAGAGAGUUCUCAAACCCGACUCGAAACGGAGAUAAACCCCCCAGUAGACAAUCUGGAGAGUGCUGUAACGGACGUCAGUGACAAGAGCAGAAAUAUUGGCUCCUCACAGAAUUUCCGUGGAGAAAAUUCAAGGUCUGUCAGGCGAGGAAAAGGAAAGGUUAAUAGAGGCAGGUCUUCCACUGCCAGUACCCACGGAACUACGGAGGGUGGAAGGGUUGCGGAUACAGAUAGGACCUCUUGUGGAGAAGAGGUUGGGAAACUAUCUGAAGACGCUGCACCAUCGGAAAGCAGCAAGGCUAUACCCGAGAAAAAAAGCCUUCACAAGCCAGUCAAGGAAAAUCCAAGCCACAAACGAAAACGGACAAACAACAAAGACAAAGUUUGCAAACCACCCCCAGGUUUUGAGAAUUUGAAGACCGAUGAAGGAGAAUGCGUGCGAUCCACAAACAUUUCUGAACCCCCUCCGGGGUUUGAACACCUUUCCACUGCACCUCUCCCAGGGGGCUUGGAUACCCAGUAGAAGUGACAGGGCAGACAACAAGUCAGUUAAUUACAAGCUGACCAAUAGCAGCUCGAAAAAUCCAUGAGAAUUAUUCUUGUUUAUUUCCUUUCUAGUUAAUACUCGAUUGGGUUUUAAUAUUAAGGAGGAGGAGUAUUGGGUUUUUCGGUUUCUGUGCCGAAAAACUUCGGUUUUUCGGUUUUGGUGUUCAUUGCGUUUUGAGGAUUUUCCGUUAUUUAGCAUUUAGUUUUUGGUUUUCGUUAAAAAUACUAACGGGUUUUCAGAGUUGGUAUCCGAUGUGGUUUUCGGGUUUGGGUUCCGGUUUCUCUUCCAUGCUCCACUUGUCACUACUGUACGGUUUUGCAUGGGGUUUUCGGUUUCGAUCGAAUUUUUUAGCGGUUUUGCGCUCUUGAAUAAUAUUUUCUAUGGUUUUGCGGUUUGUAGUUGACGAUAAUGCUCCCCUCAUUAAGACCACUGCAGUUAAUUGUGUAGAUGACUGCCUCGCUUCUAAGAAUUGUGAAGAAGACUUUUUGUCCAAAAGUGGCUUCUUUUGGUCAGUUUGGAAAUAGAUGUCCACUUUAUGAAGGGACAAGGGGAAAGUUACUUCCAUGUGUUAGUGUUUUUUUUUUUUCUUUUGUGAUAUCACCGGUAGGGUUGGUAAAGUUUCAGGAUAUAGCGUCCUGUGCUUGCGGACGCUAUGAAUAGAAGUAAACUUAGUAUACUACGGCGAAAGUAGCAGUGAUAAUUGCCUUUUUUUUUAGACUUUUUUUGUUUUCUUUGUUCUUGUUUUUUGUUUUUUUCUUCAGCGGAAAUAACAGUUUUCACAGUUUUUAAUAAAUAGAAACUAGUGAAUGUUCUUUCUUGUUAGGCUUCUUCCCACACCACCCUUCAGUGAUCACACUUUUGUCUUCAUUAUGCAAGUGCAAAAGACGUCUUUAUUUAAGAUGGCAAAAGCUUUUUGUUGAGUUAUUUUCUCUUUACUUUAACAUAAGUAGGAAACAAAACUUUAAAAUAUUUAGGAAAAACUCUAGUUGCGUGAUUAUCUUCCGCUGAAACUAUGGAUGUCUGCGUCUGAGUGUUCUUCGACAGAAUUUGGUAACUAUACAUCAGGCUUCAUGGUUUACGUACGUGUAAACUACUCCAUUUGUGUAACUAAGCUUCUUUGAAAAUGGGGCCAUAUAAAAAAUGUUCACUGCGAACA